Chara braunii is the source of this 8673-nucleotide messenger RNA. The record is from the annotation of a GenBank genome assembly. NCBI's taxonomy places the organism in Eukaryota, Viridiplantae, Streptophyta, Charophyceae, Charales, Characeae.
AGCAUAUGGGGAGGGCAUCUCCUUUCUCCACUGGCUAUGAGGGAGAGGAAGGAUCUCAUUCUGCAUGGCAUUGCUUGUUUGCCCGAUGCCAAUUCAUGGGGGUAGGGCAGGUUGGAACACAUUUCAAAGAAUGAGGGAGCAGAUGGCUGAGGAUGUGUUGUUAAGACUAGGGAAUGGGUUCGGAAGGAACAUGGAGGGUAGUUAUUUGCAGGCUUGUACCCCUCCAGGUGCGAAUUUUGAGGGUCGUUUGCAUGCUUGUGCCCCUCGAGGUGUGAAUUCUGGGCCUGUAAAACUUGACAGCACAGUCCAGAAAAACCUCAUAGCCGAGGGACUGAAUGAUGGGUUCGCAUGCAACACAGAGGGUGGUUAUUUGAACGCUUGUACCCCUCAAGGUGUGAUUUUAGAGGGUCAUUUGCACGCUUGUACCCAUCUAGGUGUGAAUUCUGGGCCCAUAAAACUUGAUAGCACAGUCCAGAAAAACGUCAUAGGAGUUGUUGAUGUAGCCGGGGGCCUAACCGAUGAAGGUGCUGUUCCUGCGGAGGGAAUCUUUCACAAUUAUACUGAGAGAUCGAAGAAGCAACAGGGGUGCAGAACUCUGGUGGGUACUGAGUCUGAAAUGACAGCUUUCAAUUCUUCUACUGCUGCAAAUCACAUUUUUGAGGAAGAGGUAGAUGAUGCUGGUGACUGCAAUCUGCAGGUUCCUUCAGUGAAGCGCAGUGCAAAUGAGGGCAAGGGUGUCAUGCCACCACCAGCAGGCGUGGUGCUCGAUGCGCUGGGGCAGGCUGUGAUCUGUUCUAAUUUGGAAGCAUCCAUCACCUAUUGGAAUCAGGCUGCAGAGGAGCUAUUUGGUUGGAAAGCCGACGAGGUCAUGCUGAGGGACAUUAACUCAGUGCUGGUUCCUUUCUUUCAGCAAAAGAGUGCAGUGAAUGUUUUGGAACGUGUUGCUCAAGGCUCAACCUGGAGAGGUGACUUCCCUUGUCUCCAUCGUGAUGGAACUCUUCUCGACACGGUGGUAACAACAUCACCAAUUCACGAUCUCAAGGGGCGAAUAAUUGGAUUUGUGGGUGUAUCGUUUGAUGCAAGCCGAGUGCGACUGCCCGUAUGCAUUCCUUCUUUGCAGGAAUUCUUGGCGGGUGGUGAAGGCCAUGGAAGUUUAGGCAAGGAUGUAGACUGGUGUGCAGAGACGCCCAGCGUCUCACAUGAGAGGCAAAAUGAAGGGUACUCACAAAUGCGUCGACAGAUAAAGCGGGAUUGGGCGAGGACUCCUGCCAGUUGGACAGCAGGUAAACGGAGUGAGUUUUUCUCGAGACAAUCGCGGUCGCGAAUGUAUGAAGACAAAGGUGAAUGGGGAGGGAUUGGCAGAGGAGCAUGGGAGAGGAGCAACCUGCAAUUUCAGGAGUACGGGAGCUGCGAUAGUAGUCAAUAUUCCCAGUGUGAUUGGAACCUUGGUGGGAGAGGUGGGAGGCCGGGAGGAGUUGAUGGAGGGCAAAAGUUGGCAUGCGCAUUCAAUAAGAAGCGGAACCAUUCUCUUCCAGGGAAUCCAGGAAUCGUUCCAUAUGGCGGGGGAUUCAUCCGGGCAGAUGCUUUUGAAAUGGAUGGAGCAAGAGACAGUGCCGAACCUGUUCCGGAUCUGACACUGCUGGAAUCUGAGAAAGAUCAGUUCAUGAAUUUCAGAUUGUGUGAACUGCUUUUGUCGGAGCAGGCGCGGGUCAGCCAGAACACUUCCAUACUGGAGCGUACAGUUUACAAGUACUGGGUUACAGAAUCGCUGGGAUAUGAUGAUGAGAUUUACAAUGGAUUUUAUGGUAUCAUCAGAUUCCCAUUUUCUUGGACACGGUAUACACGACAGGGACUGGCCCCCAGCGUACGGUUUCUGCGUGCGCUCUGGCAAAUGGACCUGCUGGAGGCCACUGAGGUUGUUUUGGUGGAUUCCCAAAAGGACAGACGCCUGGCCAACUUGGAGGAGGAGAUAUUGACUGCAGUUGCCCUUCGGAAAUCCAUGACGCAUCGUGGAGAGGUGCAUGAUGCUGUUGAGCUGAUGACAUUGAUUGCAUCCAGCGUCUCUGAACAAAUGGGCGGCCCUGCCUCUUCGGAUCAGGAGCUGGUUGCUUCAUGGAAUGAAGGCAUGCAUCAGAUUGAGAGCUACUGCGAGGAUGUCAUGGUACCCAUUGGAUGGCUACGCACAGGUCUUUCUCGACACCGUGCGAUUCUUUUCAAACGACUGGGCCGAUUGGCAGGUAUACAUUGCCGAAUUCAGAAGCUGCCUUUAGGGUCAGGAACAGAGGCUGCUGUCUUCGUGAAAUGUGGUGAUGACAACAGGGAAUGGGUUCUUGACCUAAUGCAUCAGCCAGGUUUGCUACAUCCUGUGCCCUCUCAAGUGCCAUCCAACGGUGGACUGCUCAACUCAUUUUCAAGUAAUGCGGGAAGGCUGCUGGAAAUGGAGGUUUUCGAUAAGGGAAUUCCAGUUCCUAGAAGUGUAGUGCCAUCACUUCACUGCCCGGAGGGGUUGCAGAAUUCUCAGAUGAAGACAGGUGUCUCACUUCCUGAUGGGAAAGAGAGAGGGUGUUCUGUAGGCUCGAGAGUUUUGCGCAACAAAGCAGGGUCAACUGGGACAAGGCACCAGUCGUUGACAAUUGCAAUGCGGCAUGUAAGUGGCAAGGACCCACUUGUUGGGUCUAGCGAACCCCAUUCACAAAGGUUACCUGCUGGGGUUGAUGAAGUCACAAGGGAAGGGGAAACACUGUCCGUGGGUGUUGUUCUUGAGGCUCUUCCUUCAGCUGAUCGAACACCCCUGCACAAUAGGACUGACACAUGCUUCAUUGGCAGUGAAGGCGCUCAGGUCACAUCAGCACAUUUGAAGAUGAAACUAUCAGGCAAACCUGCAAGCAAUCAUUAUGACGAGGGGAUGAUGGACAAAUUGGGCCUAUUGCGAAGUAAUGGGAUGGUCUAUGCGAAUCCAACAACUCCAGAUAGGCUAGACCAUGGUCGCUCAGCAGAGCCCCGGCAUCAUCCACAUAUCGAAGCUGCGGCACCUCUUGUCGAGAGAUUGUAUCGCAGUAGUAAUCCAGCAGUUCCUGGUACAGUUUUUGAAGCCCUUGAUGACCCCAAUGUUUCCGAGGAGAGACGAAACCUGAGGGAGUUUUCUCGCGGAAGCUGUGGUCCUGCAUUUUCUUGUGGAAUUCAUGGAAGUGCUCCCCCACGUUUGGCAGAUGUGGUAUCUAGCACAGGGAAUCUUAACUGUGCUGUGCCAGAGCACCUAGCAAGGGCUGGACGGCUGGACGACUCCAAGUUUGACUUUCGUAAGCGGGCAGGUGGAACGGACUUGCACUGCGCAGCAGCUGCUAGACGUGAUUGGAAUGAAAGGCAAGGGCUGGAGCGGGAAAGGGAUGCAGCUCCCGAUGAACUUGCAGAUUGUCCAAUCAGAAAAGGACAGACAAUGGGGCUGCGUAAUCCUGUGUGUUCUGGAAAUAAGGGUGGUCGUAAAGAUCAAAACCAUUUAGGAAAAGGAGAAACAGGUUCUGAGAGAGGCGUUGUGGAUGAUGAAGAGGAUCAGAGCAAAGGGACAACAUUGAAGCACAAGCAGUCCACCGAUCUCAGGAAAAGCGUUCCCUUGAGUUUCGACUUUGACACAAGCGACUGUCAAUUGAUUGGUGAAAGUCUUGUCCUCGGUGAAAGAAUUGGCCAAGGAUCCUUUGGAGCUGUGUAUAGGGGCACUUUGCAUGGCACUGAUGUGGCUGUCAAAGUAUUUCAUGAUCAAGACCUGAGCUCCGAUAUGGCUGAGUUCAAGAAGGAGAUCUCAAUAAUACGGCGGCUGCGACAUCCAAAUGUAGUGCUCUUUAUGGGUGCUGUUAUCACACCACCAAGGAUGUUCCUUGUGAUGGAGUUCUGUGCCAGAGGAAGCUUGUAUCGAAUUCUGCAUAGGUCACGGAAAGAGUUGGAUUGUCGGCGGCGCCUGCGCAUGGCCAUUGAUGUGGCAAAGGGAAUGAACUACCUUCACAAGCGCUCGCCGCCAGUUGUCCAUCGCGAUUUAAAAUCGCCAAACAUACUUGUUGACAAACAUUGGUCUGUUAAGGUUUGCGAUUUUGGGCUGUCCAAACUGAAGCCAGGGACAUUUCUUUCCUCAAGCUCUUGUGCCGGCACACCAGAAUGGAUGGCACCAGAGGUCUUACGGAAUGAGCCAUCGAACGAGAAAGCGGAUGUCUACAGCUUCGGUGUUGUCCUAUGGGAGCUUGUUACCCUGAAGCAGCCAUGGGAUGGUAUGAAUCCCAUGCAGGUGGUCGGAGCAGUUGGGUUUCAGAAUCGGUGCUUGACGAUUCCUGACAAUGUGGACCCCUCAGUGGCAUCCAUCAUCCAGGACUGCUUUUCACAUGAUCCCAAAGACAGGCCAUCGUUUAGUGAGUUGCUUGAUCUCCUCAAGCCACUCCAGAGACUUACCAUCGCAUCUUCGGGCAGUGCUCCGGCGGAGUCAGCUGUUCCGUCACAGCAGCAGCCUGUUGAGCAAGAAGCAUAAUGUCAAACCGAUUGCGCUGCUAUGUACUAUAUGAAGAACAUCAAGAAGGUUCAUACUUCUUGCUUUAAUCCCAGACUGUGUGGAGCUGGAGCUGGGCAUUUAGGCUCGUCGUCCUCUGGAUCUGGGCAAAAGAGUAGCUGAGUGGACAUCCAGCUGACCCACAAGAAGAUUCACUCAGUUUUACACAUGGCGUGAGAAUACAUCUCCAGCGUGUAAUCUGUUAUAGUACCAAAUGCCCAUCACAUUGUGUUAAUUCAUUUGAUUGAUCGAUAUGUUCGUUUCCCAGUGUGAGUUGCUCGACGACGCACCGUAACAGAGGUCAUCAUCAAUUCUGCAGGAAGGUGUACGAUGGGCCUAGCUGGCAGAGUGUGAUGACAUGGAGGGCCAACUGCGACAGUGUAAGAGAGAUCGAGAAAUGUCCGUGCAUUCCUAUUGUCAUGUUGGCAUGACGCUUCCCAAGACACACAUUUUCGGCAGCUGUGAAUUGUAUAUAUAUAUAUAUAACUAAACUAGAAGACUUUGAACUCAAUUCCGUUUGGCGAGCGGACUCAGACAACAUGGAAGAUAGCUCCAAGUAGUAUUACCGUAAUUGGACAGUUAUAGAGUUGCGAAGCAGAACAGCUCUCAUGGAGCACAUAUACUAUACAGGCUGACUUGCAUAGAGAAGAUGGCUCAAGGAGCUCAAGGAGUGUAACUGGUCUACUAGAGUAAUGAACAGAGAUUGGAUGGAAAAAUCCUCGACAAAGGACUCGCUGUAGCAGGGGUACAAGACCACUGGCCACGCUUCUGAACUUUGGCAAAUUUGAGACCAUUUCAUCGGUUGCCGCUAAAUGAAUUUGCUCACUUCAUCUCUCUACAGAUGGGCCGCUACAUGAAUUUGCUCACUUAUCUCUCUACAGAUGGCCCAAGGAGCUCAAGGAGUGUACUAGUUGGACUAUCGUCUUCCCCGGGAUAGAACAAUGCCUGUAUUUGGGGAAACUUCCAGUCUACUAGUAGAUACAGCGUACAUUCUAUUUGGGGAAGACGAUAGUAGAGUUAUAAACAGAAGUGGAUGGGAACAAUCCUCGACAAGAGACUAGUUGUCGCAGGGGUAAAACAACGAAUUGCCGCGCUUCUCAACUUCGGCACUUUUGAGAGCAUUUCAUUGCAAUGGUUGUUUGGUACAUGAAUUGGACCACUUCUUACCUCUACAGAUGAUGCCUCAAGGAGCUAAAGGAGUGUUAUUCAACUAGUAUCGCAGUGUAAGUGUAAUGAACCGAAGUGGAUUGCACAGUCGUCGACAAGAGACAAGUUGUCGCAGUGGUAUAAGACCCCAAUGGCUGCACGUCUCGACUUCGGGACAUUUUCUCAACCAGUUCAGAAAUUGAACCUUGAGGGGGAAAAGGUGAUGGAAAGGAAGGCAAAGGAAAAAGCUGCAGUGGACUAGAUGAGAGGAGGAGGAGGGAGGCAGGGACAAGGAUGAAAUUGUGAACAAUGCAGACAGGAAAUGGGUGGAAACUGAGAAUUGCCAAGAAGGGUUUCACUGUUGAAGGACUAAUGAAAGAUUGGAAGGAGGGACAAAUGUAGAAUUGGAGAACGAGUGGCGAGGANGUAGCCAAGGGGAGUUUGAAGGAUCUAGCAAGAAACAGUGAGAAAUAUGUGAAGAAGGAUAAGGGAAAAUUGAAGGCAGAUUCAAAGUUGUAGCGGAGCAGUGGAUGAGCUGGGGGAAGGCGGGCUGAAAGGAAGGAUCGAGAGGGGGGACUCAGUAGCCAAGGGGAGUUUGAAGGAUCUAGCAAGAAACAGUGAGAAAUAUGUGAAGAAGGAUAAGGGAAAAUUGAAGGCAGAUUCAAAGUUGUAGCGNGUAGCCAAGGGGAGUUUGAAGGAUCUAGCAAGAAACAGUGAGAAAUAUGUGAAGAAGGAUAAGGGAAAAUUGAAGGCAGAUUCAAAGUUGUAGCGACAAAGAGUGAGAAAGAUGUGAAAAGGAAGUAGUGAAAGAGCUGGGAAGAGGUGCCGGCAGGUUUUCCUUUCCUGGUAAGUCACCCCUUCGGUGAAGAACCAGGAAAAAUGGAGAAAGUGCAAGGAUGACCAAGAGGGUUGUUGCAGAAUGGGCCAGGAGGAUUGGAGGAGGACUAUUGGCGAUAGCAAGGAAGUCGUUAACGAUACAGACACUGGGUUAGUGGAUAAGAAGAGUGAGGAAGAGAGGGUAUGAUGAGGACGAGCAGAGAAGAGUCUGAGGCAAGGGAAAACACGCAGGCAUCCAGUACGAACUUCGAGGGAAGUGAUCAGCCACUCUGACAGUGUAUGGACUAAGGAUGAAGUAACUGCAGCAAAGUAACAAUUGUUGUUCUCUGUGGAAAAGAGCAGAUUCAGUCCUCAGGAAUGCUUAUUGUGGGUGGCAUGGCGUUCUCGCCAUUCUUUCUUGCAGAGGUCCACAGCGGAAGACAACGCCUCUACUAGUACAUGGGGUCCGAUCUCCGCAUUCUUUCAGGUCAAGGACACGGGUUCAAAGCCCUGUGCAUCUACUAGUAUGUCCAUGCGGUGGGUAUAGUGCCUUUCUCGAUUCUCAUUGUGAGGAGGUUACACACGUGUAUGGGGUUUGAUGGGACACGCCAGCACGUUUACUACUAUACUAUAUUUUAGUCAGUGGCACACGUUUCUCCACAUUUUUGGCAAAGCUGAACGAGUAUCUUGAUUUGAACCCAUGUUUUUGACUUGAUAGACAGUGCAUUAAUUGUGCUCCUCAUGAAUGCUUGUGGUAUGCGGCAUACCUUUCUCCUCAUUCUUUCAAGCUAUGUUCUUAUAACAUGGCGUUUGACGGACGAUUGCUUGUUUACUACUCAUCUAUGCUUGUGGUUGGUGGAACGCCUUUUCCACACUCGCUGUGACAAACGAUUUUUCCGCACUCAUUGUGACGAAACGGCUUUUCCGUACUCAUUCUGACCAUGUUACAGAGAUGGAUGUAUUGUAAUCAAUGGAAGAUUAACUCAUUUGCUUCUGCUCAUACAUGCUUCUGGUAGGUGGCACACAUUUCUCUGCACUCUGUGGCAGAGUUGCAUGGGUGUAUGGAGUUCGACGGGAGAUAGCUCAUUUACUAUUACUCCAAUGUUCUCACAAAUACUUACGUGACCGUCUUCUGUUCCUUUUUUUCAUGACCUUCCCACACGGUGCGAGAUUUUCUUUUUCUUUCGUGAAAUUGGUGUUUGUCUCCAUGAUUUUUUGGAUGUAGCGGCUGUACGUUUCCCAAAAGCAUUCAUGUAACGAUGCCAGACGUCAGCGUCGAGAGCUUUGCAGAUUAGUAUCAUGGUAACUUGUCAAUGAUCAAGCUUGCCAUCCCUCAUCGAAAUUGCACAAGGACAUCCCUCGUGUCCUUCUUUCUCUCUCCCUUUUCCGGUAGUUGGAGUUACGACAAUCUAGUCAUGGUGUGAAGAUCCCCAGGCCCGUGUGCACAGGAUUGCUGGGCAGCCGAAUGAUGGCUUGUAAGGCACUUUUCUCCCCACAUUCAAGCUCUGGCAGCUCACAAAUUCUACUUGCAGUCCGUAUGUAAAAACAUGAUGGAUUUUCUUUGCCUCCUUUGCAACAUCUGUGGAAUGCUUUUCUUACUGUGGUAUCGACGGUGCAAUCAGUGUUGUCGUAAUGCCGGGAGAGAGAGAGGCAGAGAGAGAGAGAGAGAGAGAGAGAGAGAGAGAGAGAGAGAGAGAGAGAGAGAGAGAUUCCAGAAGGCUUAGCGUGAGGAUGAAUUUCUUUGCAUCCUUUUCCAUGUCUCAGGAUUGCAGAUUAUAUGGACUACAGGGUUUCGUACUAAACUCGUGGCAGGUGACCUCGUGGGUUGCGGAAUUGUCUGCCAGGAGCCUGAAAAGUUCUGGCUUUGCUUCUGGCAGAAAUUCCCGUUUCUGCAUCUCUGGAUUGCAGAGCUUAAUAGUUAUCGGUACUGUGUUAAUGGCAGAUUAUCAACUUCCUUUUUGGCGGAGUGUCUCCUUUGCCAGGAGCUUGAAGGAGUGUUUUCAGUGUUUCAGUCAGUGUUUCAGUGUUUCAGUGUUUCAGUGUUUCAGUGUGUCACUGACUCAGUGGCAUUUGGAAGAUGUUAUAGUUGCCGUUCUGUUGGCAUUCGGAUCGGAACAUGCUCCUGUCGUUGUGUUCUGGUUGCACACCUACCGUCUUCACCCGAAUAAAACGCCCCGUAGUUA